AUGGCUGAGGGUGAAACACAGUUCUUCUCGACUGGGGUUUUGCUCAGUGAGCGCGCCUGCAGCCCCCGCCGGUGCCGCCACGCCCACCACGCCCGCCGGUCCCGCCCUCGCCGCGCGCCCGCCUCUCGCCGCCACACGGCCGGUGAUUGGCUGGUGGAGCUGCCCGUCUCGAGCCCCGAGCACGUCGCACUCAGAUCAGCGCUUCUAUUGGUCACGGCGGCGGCGGCCGCGCGCGGACCCGACGAGGAGGGGAAAGCCGGUCGCCGCGGUGGCGGAACGGGCGGAGGCUGCCGGUUUCGUAACCGUCGCUCCUCCUCGCCGACUCGCGGGCUGCGAGGCCUGGGUCGGGUCGGGCCGCGCCGCGCGGGGCCGCUCGGAGUGGAGGCCGCCUGGGGGCGGGCGGGCCGGCCGGAGGCGCAGGUACAUGUGAAGAUAUUUUGGCAGUUGAGUGUGACCUCUGCUGAUCACAUUGCUCUGAUUUCUACCUGUUCUGUGUUGGCAAAGGAACACGCCCAAAUGAGCAAGCUGCCGCAGCCAGCCACUACUCCAGCAGUGAACGGAAUAAGUGUCAUUCAUACUCAGGCACAUGCCAGUGGCUUACAGCAGGUUCCUCAGCUGGUGCCCGCCGGGCCUGGGGGAGGAGGCAAAGCUGUGCCUCCAAGCAAGCAAAGCAAAAAGAGUUCACCCAUGGAUCGCAAUAGUGACGAGUACCGCCAGCGCAGAGAGCGGAACAAUAUGGCCGUGAAAAAGAGCCGGUUAAAAAGCAAGCAGAAGGCUCAAGACACACUGCAGAGAGUGAACCAGCUCAAGGAAGAGAAUGAACGGUUGGAAGCCAAAAUUAAGUUGCUGACAAAGGAAUUAAGUGUACUGAAAGAUUUGUUUCUUGAGCACGCACACAACCUCGCAGACAACGUGCAGCCCAUCAGCACUGAAACUACGACAAAUUCUGAUAACACGGGGCAGUAGAUCUCCUUCCAGACAGCGCAGCUUUGUGGCUUGAACCUGAGAGGUGUGACCGCCCUGCACCACUUGGUUCAAUGGCUGAGCGUGGUCCUGUUCCAUUGAGGUUAUUUUCUGGGCUCAGCUCUGAACAGUUGAUUAGCCAUGUAGUUUAUCUGGUCUUAAAUGAUGGAUUUUUGAAGCACUAAAAGAAAACUUGGGGUUUAUGGUUAAAACAAAAUUCCUGGACCUUAAUAUUCUUAAUAAAUCCUGACUUCCCCAGAAAUGCUUCUUUUCUAGGAAUGGGAAAAUGGAAGGUCAUAUAGAAGGUUUUGGGUUUUAAUGAGACAAUACCUUGGAUUAAGAAAAGCUGGAUUCCAUCUGUGUUCCUUAACUUGUGAUUUUAGUCUAAAUUGUGUAUUGUAAAUUCUAGGGCUUCAGAAACCAAUCAUCAUAAUUUGACCCCAUUUUAUAGUUAGUAUAAACCUGUGUUAGCAUAAUUGGCAUUGUUUUUCCCAACAAGUACAUAUUUUUUAAAAAUAACUUCAGGCAAAGUAAAGAAACCCCAUUCAGGUCACACCAAAGAGGUGGUUAAAAAUACAAAUUACAGUUAGGAAGGAAAGAAGUGUUGUUUUUUCCUCCCUUGUUUGUUUUAAAGGGCAUGCAGAGAUUGGAUUGAACUCUGAGGGUCCUUUGGUCUACUGGAUUAGCAUUCUCAUGUGUCCUUCAAAACCAGCAUCUACUGUGUGCUGACAUUUUAGUUUCUGUGGAUGCUAGUAAAGGGAGCGUUUGUUUUGGGGGGAGAAACCAUUUUUUGACAGCCAAGUUAGUAAAUAAAAUGCCUUGGCUUGAUGAUACAGACCAUGAUUUAGAAUACUAAUUUAUGCUGGGCAUGGUGGCAGGCAUGGUGGCACCAGCUUUAGUCUGAGCACUCGGGAGGCAGAGGCAGGAAGAUCUCUUGAGUUCAAGGCCAGCCUGGGCUACAGAGUGAGUUCCAGGAUAGCCAGGACUACAGAGAAACCCUGUCUCAAAAACAAAAGCAACAAAAAAAACAAACAGCAAAAAAAGAAUACUAACUCUUUUGGUAGAAUAACUGCCAACAGGGCCAUGCUUUUUAAAGGCAGGGGUUUUUUUGUGUGCGCUUGUGUGAAGAGGCACAUUUUGGUAUUUGAUCUCAAAUGAUUAUUAGAAAAAUGUAUCAACUUCAUGCCAUCUCUCAAAAGACUAGUCAAAGAAAACUUGAAAGUAUAAGGUUUCAAUCUUUAAUUUAUUUCCUAAAUCUUUUUAUUUUUAUUUUUUUGAGGAAUUUCUUUUCUAGUUUAGUGAGGUGUUCUUCCAGACUUCAUGUGGUGUUGCCUCUGUUUAUCCAUUAGUAUGCUUUUAUGUUCUGUAUAAAUUAUUUGAGAGAAAAUGCUGAUAAAACUCAGGAUAUUGACUUUUGUGUUGUGAAACUGACAAGCCGGUAGGGUAUCUCUAGGGCCUGCUUUUAUCAGUGUUGUCGUGUAGAUUGUCUUGCACAGUUCCAGCUAAAGUUUGUUGCUUCCUGAGAUGGUGACUAAAACAUGAGUCUUGCAUGAUCACAGUUUGUGUAGCCGGGAAUCUUGUUUGAACAUGGUCAUUUCUGGUCCUGUUUCCUAUAAGACUUGGUUACUGUAACCGCAGUGUAACUCAGGUUGCUCCCUGAGCGUGACAGAAGAGUAUGGACUCUGUUCUCCUGUGCAGAAGCUAUUGGUGCCCUGCAGCUCAGCAAAGCCUUUUAGGGCCACUGUGCCGAAGACAGGAGUCAACACUGUUUUUGGGGAACCAAGAAAUGAAUGGGGUUUUUAAAAGUUAGGGUCCAGCACCAGUUUACCUUGGUUGGAAUAACCAUCUCAUAAAGAUUGAUAGAUGUUUUGUAUAACUAACAAGGAUGCACCCAUAUAAUCCUAAUCUUUACCAGUGGAUUGAUAAUAUGUAAUGAAUUUACUGGGAGAUAGAGUUAGGUCCCACUUGAACACACAAUAGACAUUCAGACAUUAGAAAGUCCUACUUCCAAAUACUAGCUUUCACAAGUGGACAUUCUCGUGGAAUUGUGCUUACUGGUGCAAGGACUUAAGCUGCUCAGUAUUUCUAAUCAGAACAUACACAUCAGUUCUACCUGUGCUCUUCUUACCUUUGCAAAUCAGAUGAUUAGCACAAGCAAGCAGUUCCACAUAGAAUACAUUGUUAGCUGGCGUUUGGACUUUCUUACUGAAGGGGAAAUAAUGUUUAGCUUGAUAGAGUUCUCAGUGUAAAAUUGAGGGAAACUAGGUUUGGGGAGUGGGUAAGCUUAGGACUUUGGAAAUUGUAAAGUGGCUUUUGUAACUCGUUACUGGGGAACCUUUUAGAGUUUGAUCUGCCUUGUGGACAGGUCCGGUGGUUUAGGAAUCAAGCUAUAGCGUGGAUUAGCCACACCUGUGUCACCUGGGAUGGGUGCCCUUGACUAGUUUGGGGUGUGGAGUUUUGGGUGUGUCUGGCUCUUUGUGAGAGGGACUUUGGAAUCUUAAGGAUUUUACUAAAACAUGACCUGGGGUUUGAAAUCCAGGUCAUGAGCCCACCCAUUUUGUACAGUUCUCAAUCUAUGAAAGUAGAAACGUGUACAGUUUGAUAAGAAAGGCAGCGACUCUUAAUGUUUCUUACUCCCCCGCCCCGCCGUCCCUCCCCCACCAGAGGGCUGAAGCCUCGUGCCUCAACAACCCGUGGAGCACCUGGAGUGCUUCGGAUGCCUUAGGAACGAUGCCUGUGUGUGCGACAGGUUAGGGAAGAUUCCAUACAGCUAAUCAGAUCUGCCUCUCAGGAAAAAUACUAACUUGUUCUUUUUGUUCCUGGCUUUCAGUUUGUGAGAUUACUCUAUUUUUUUAAAUAUAAUUUUAUUUCUUUCAACGAAUUUAAAAAUAAAUACCUUUGGAACAAUGA
Molecule: messenger RNA, 3873 nt
Organism: Peromyscus californicus insignis
Lineage: Eukaryota; Metazoa; Chordata; Mammalia; Rodentia; Cricetidae
Gene: Cebpg
Product: CCAAT enhancer binding protein gamma
Exons: 3
Coding region: 1-966 (321 amino acids)
Biological process (GO): regulation of transcription by RNA polymerase II; DNA-templated transcription
Molecular function (GO): RNA polymerase II cis-regulatory region sequence-specific DNA binding; DNA-binding transcription factor activity, RNA polymerase II-specific
Source: RefSeq, a predicted model, not a curated record